CCCGUGUCAGUUUCCCGCGUGCUAACUCCAGCCGGCAGGCCGUGACAGCAACCGGCCGGCCGGCGGUCCUCCCCUCCCCGCGAUUCGAUCCUGACCGCCAAGAAGUAGGUGUUGAUGAGACAAGAGAGGAGGUGGCGAUUGAAGUCAGCAGCGGGCACAACCGUGAUGUGAAGAAGGCAACACUCAAGAGAGCUGCAAAAUCGCCAGAAAAUGCGCCGAAGUUGAAGAAGAUGAAGAAGAUCAAAAUUGAUGCAACAGACGAUGCCAUAUACAAGCAGUACUGUUGCACCAAAUACCAUAUUAAGGACCCACCACAAGGCGAGCUACUCCCUCCGUUCAUCAGGAUAGGCAGGUUUGAUGUUUCUUUCAAACAUUUCAGCAAUGGGCUCAAAAAGCGUGCACAUUUGAACAAUGAGGUGAUGUCACUAUACAUUGAAAGUUUCAACAUCGAGCACAUGUACAGCUCAAGCAAGCCUAGAAAGUUUGCAUUCUCGCCGCAUAUGGCUACCAAGCUUGCUGUGGAGCCGGAUUCUUUUCAGGCAGGGUCUUGCAUCAAAGAUUUCAAAAGGGCAUGUGAUAGGAACAACAUUGCGAAUUGUGAUCAGCUCUUCUUCACUAUUGUCCACGACGGGCAUUGGGCAGUUGUGGUUGCAAACUUGAUGCAAAAACAAUUCAAUGUGUUUGAUUCCAGGAGUGACGAUCCUAACUACGUCAGUGUUCUUGAGGAGCCAUGUCACAAUCUGAUAGCAAACUUUAAAACUUUGGUCAGAGAACAAAACCCAUGGAAGAACGACCUUGAUACAUUCAUUCGUUUCAGCCCAGAUGGGUAUCCGGAACAGUCUACAAUGUUUGAUUGUGGGUUUUUCGCUAUUGUAUACAUGGAGAAUCUGACUGCCAGGGGGAUGAAUCCAUUCAACACUGAUACGAGGUUGUUGCUCAAUUUCCGGACGUUUGUUGCAGCAAAGCUUUUCAAGCACCCGCAAAACACUCUCAACUCAGCAGAAGAGUUCCAGGCCUUGUUGAAGGGGAAAAGGUCAUAGAUGAUGGAGCCCUAGAUGAUGCCAAUCAGGAGGACAAACACCUUGCUAGUUUGUUUAGGCUAUUAUUGGGUCCAUCAUUUUCUUUUUUGUAACUGAAACAUGUUGCUUGCUAUCUCGUUUUUGUAACUGGA
Triticum dicoccoides is the source of this 1171-nucleotide messenger RNA. Its product is annotated as ubiquitin-like-specific protease 1A. Gene Ontology annotation, molecular function: cysteine-type peptidase activity. Bases 231 to 1040 code for a protein of 269 amino acids. NCBI's taxonomy places the organism in Eukaryota, Viridiplantae, Streptophyta, Magnoliopsida, Poales, Poaceae. The transcript is spliced from 8 exons. Gene Ontology annotation, biological process: proteolysis. The record is from RefSeq and is a predicted model, not a curated record.